Epinephelus fuscoguttatus (brown-marbled grouper) is the source of this 2438-nucleotide messenger RNA. RefSeq lists its product as uncharacterized. Gene Ontology annotation, molecular function: structural constituent of postsynaptic intermediate filament cytoskeleton. Gene Ontology annotation, cellular component: intermediate filament; cytoplasm; axon. Gene Ontology annotation, biological process: neurofilament bundle assembly. Bases 170 to 1363 code for a protein of 397 amino acids. NCBI's taxonomy places the organism in Eukaryota, Metazoa, Chordata, Actinopteri, Perciformes, Serranidae. The record is from RefSeq and is a predicted model, not a curated record. The transcript has 3 exons.
UAUAAAAGCCAGGGAUCUGCAGCAUCACUGAGCUGGUGCAGUGCAAAACGCCCGCUCAUCCUCACCGAUGGUGUGCAGAACAAGGGGGACAUAAAAAAACCUUCUGAAACUAAAAACAUCCACAUCCUUUUCUUAAACAAACUAAAAAAUCCACAACAAAAAAUUCAUCAUGAGCUACGAUACCUUCUUCUCCUACCGCCGCCCUUGGGACAGCUACAGAGGCUCCCAAACCACCACCAAAGCCACCAUGUCUUCCUCCCUCUACUCUUCUCCUCGAGGUCCUCCGUCUGGGAAGAGGAUCCUGAGGCUGGUCUCCUCUUCCCUGCCAGACGGGUCUGAGCGGAUGGACCUGGCUCAGGCCAGCUCUCUCAACACAGAGCUGCUGGGCCUGCGCUCCCAGGAGAGGGAGCAGCUAGUGGACCUGAACGACCGCUUCGCCACCUACAUCGAGAAGGUGAGGCACCUGGAGCUGCAGAACCGAGCCCUGCUGGCCGAGCUGGAGGCGCUGAGGCGGCGGCAGAACGACCCGUCCCGUCUGCAGAUGCUGUACGAGGGGCAGUCGCGAAGUUUGAGGGCCAUGAUCGACUCAGAGAACGGGGAGAAGAUGCGGAUGGAGGCAGAGAGAGACUACCUGCGUGAUGUGUAUGAGCAGAUGAAGGAGCGCUACGAGGAGGAGGCCAGGCGGCGUAUGGAUGCUGAGGACGCCCUGCAGAGGGCCAGGGAGGAGGCCAGCAGGGCCGUGCUCUCCAACUGUGACGCCGAGGCCACAGUGGUCUCUCUGUGUGAUGAGAUGGUGUUCCUGAAGAAAGUCUUUGCAGAGGAGCAGGCAGAGCUGAAGGCCCAGCUGCAGGUGGCUAACAUCAGCGUGGAUGUGGAGGUGUCCCGGCCUGACCUCUCCACCGCCCUGCGGGACAUCCGGGCGCAGUACGAGCGGCUGGCAAACAAGAACAUGCAGGCCGCCGAGGACUGGUACAAGAACAAAUUCGCGAGUGUGGCAGAGAUGGCCAGCAAAAACAACGAAGCUGUGCACGCCAUCCGGGAGGAGACCAUGGAGUACCGGAGGCUGCUUCAGUCACGCUCCUCUGAGAUCGAAUCUCUCCGGAACGUCAUCGACUCCAUCAACAAGCAGCUGGAGGAUCUGGAGGAGACGCAGGCCAAAGAGGUGGCAAAGUACCAGAUGAGGAUAAGUGAGCUGGAGCGGGACAUCACUGACGCCAAGCAGGAGAUGGCUCGUUACCUGAGAGAGUACCAAGACCUUCUCAAUGUGAAGAUGGCUCUUGACAUUGAAAUAGCUGCGUACAGGAAACUUCUGGAGGGGGAGGAGAUUCGUCUGGCUUACCCUUCCCUUCCCGCCCUAAACUAAAACCUAAAUGCCACCAGCCUGGCAUCGACCUGAAUUCUUCACACCCUUUCAUUCCUCCCCUGACCUGAACAUCAGCCCUCUCUCCCUCCAUCUCUCCUCCAACCCUCUGUCAUCUCCCCGCCCCAAAAUACUCCAUCCUUUACUCCUCCCAAGACAAAACCGCAAACCAAAGCUCACCUUCUCAAGACAGAUGCGCCCUUGUGCUAAACAAGAGGUCCACCAGAAGUCCCCCUUCUUCUACACACGUUCUGACACCACACAUCAAGAAGACUGCAAACAGUAAAUCGCUGAGUGGCUGCGCUGCAGUAGUGACAUAGUUACGUCGGACAGCAGUGUCGUUUUGGCUGAGUUCCUCUCUGUCACACACACGUUAAGGUCCAAGCAGCCAAGAGUUCCUAUUUGACUCCUCUGAACCUCACUGUCCAAACAUUUGACCAAUUGUUUGUGACGGAGGACUAAAACCCCUCUUACCUCUCCAUGCUUGGACUUUAUCUGUGUUUGAACUGAUGCAAGAAACCUGCAGCAUUAUUGAGCAGGAACUCUACCAAUCGAUCCUGCAUUGUCCUGCACCCCUGGUUCUCCAGUAGUCAAUGAACCAGUAACCUUAAAACUUUCUGUUCACUAUAUUAAAGACCCAUUUUUGUCUUUUAAGUUAUUCUUCCUCUGCAUUUACACAAAUACUACGCGUUUUGGUUGGUUGAAAAACCAGAGUGGCUUUGGGUCUUUCUAUUUGGCCAGUUAUUUAAAUUCCUAAUUUCUAAUAAAAGUGUCUUUUCUUGCGUAAGCUUCUGGACAUGUAAAUGCUGUGGAAGACGACUUGUUACUGGUUUCUCCUUCUAUUCAUGCAGUGUGUCUCACAGCUUAUCUGCAUUAGAUUUGUUUUCUGUUCUGUGAGUUCAUUCAAACCUAAACGACGAAACAGAAAGAUAAGUGCAGGAGCUCCUUGUUGUUUGUCUGCUGACGUUAGAUCUAAAUGGUGCUUUACAUCUGUGAAACUAAGUCUGCACCAUCACACUCGCUGUAGCUGUGACGGCCGACAACAAGCUGAAUAAAUAUAUAACUGACCUGCAAAUCA